AUGGCUUCUCCUCAACAGCCCGCUGCUCCCAUCAGCCCCAACCUUUUGUCCGAGCAAAAGAAAUCCACUUUUGUCUUUGACUUUCUUAUGGGUGGUGUCUCUGCUGCUAUCUCUAAGACUGCUGCCGCCCCCAUUGAGCGUGUCAAACUAUUGAUUCAAAACCAAGAUGAGAUGAUCCGCGCUGGCCGUCUUUCUCACCGUUAUACCGGUAUUGGUGAAUGUUUCAGACGUACUGUAGCCGACGAGGGUGUUGUUUCUCUCUGGAGAGGUAACACUGCUAACGUUUUGCGUUACUUCCCUACUCAAGCUUUGAACUUUGCUUUCAAGGAUAAGUUCAAGGCCAUGUUUGGUUACAAGAAGGACAGAGAUGGCUAUGCCAAGUGGAUUUUUGGUAACUUGGCCUCUGGUGGUGCUGCUGGUGCCACUUCUCUUUUGUUUGUCUACUCUUUGGAUUAUGCCCGUACUCGUUUAGCUAAUGACGCCAAGUCUGCCAAGAAGGGUGGUGAGCGUCAAUUCAACGGUUUGAUUGAUGUCUACCGUAAGACUGUCGCUAGUGAUGGUCUCCGCGGUUUGUACCGUGGUUUCGGUCCUUCCGUUGCUGGUAUCAUUGUUUACCGUGGUUUGUACUUUGGUAUGUACGAUACCUUGAAGCCCAUUGUCUUGGUUGGUCCUUUGGAAGGUAACAUCUUGACCUCUUUCUUGCUCGGUUGGUGUGUCACCAUUGGCUCCGGUAUUGCUUCUUACCCCUUGGAUACCAUCCGUCGUCGUAUGAUGAUGACCUCUGGUGAAGCCGUCAAGUACAGUUCUUCCUUGCAAUGCUUCCGUCAAAUCGUCGCCAAGGAAGGUACUCGCUCUUUGUUCAGAGGUGCUGGUGCUAACAUUCUCCGUGGUGUUGCUGCUGCUGGUGUCCUUUCCAUCUACGAUCAAGCUCAACUUUUGAUUGCUGGCAAGAAGCUUUAA
Molecule: messenger RNA, 960 nt
Organism: Schizosaccharomyces osmophilus
Lineage: Eukaryota; Fungi; Ascomycota; Schizosaccharomycetes; Schizosaccharomycetales; Schizosaccharomycetaceae
Gene: anc1
Product: mitochondrial carrier, ATP:ADP antiporter Anc1
Exons: 1
Coding region: 1-960 (319 amino acids)
Biological process (GO): mitochondrial ADP transmembrane transport; mitochondrial ATP transmembrane transport
Cellular component (GO): mitochondrial inner membrane
Molecular function (GO): ATP:ADP antiporter activity
Source: RefSeq, a predicted model, not a curated record